AUGACACCCUUCCCGUCGCAGUACAGCAAGCGCGGACGGCGCUCGUCGAUGUCGUCGAUGUACGCACCUGCGCCCAUGCAAUUAGACGGCUACCGGCACGCGGGCGGGGUCCCUAUUAAGUUCAGGAUCAAAAACUCUUCUCGUUCAGGGGUGUCUGUCCAUGAGAUCAUGAGCAACAUGCGUCUUUCAGGUAGCCACGACUACACCUUCCGUGAUAUGAAAGUAGACCAUCGGGGACGGCUCAUGCUCAAAAUACGGUGGAACGGCUACCGCUCACUCAUGUAUGAGAUCCCCGUGAGUGGGCAUGAUGGAGGCUACGUCAACAUCCAAAGCUUCUCACGUCGUGUCGCACGAGCCGUCGUCCACUUCCUUGCGGCCAAUGCUAUUCAGAUCCCUUGGGACCGUGUCCUCAUUCACCGCCUCGAGGAGACUGCGUUUGGCACCUGGCAACCUGUGCUGUCGACUAUUUGA
This is a messenger RNA of Heterobasidion irregulare TC 32-1, 471 nucleotides long. RefSeq lists its product as uncharacterized. Bases 1 to 471 code for a protein of 156 amino acids. Lineage: Eukaryota; Fungi; Basidiomycota; Agaricomycetes; Russulales; Bondarzewiaceae. The record is from RefSeq and is a predicted model, not a curated record. The transcript has 3 exons.